This is a messenger RNA of Verticillium dahliae VdLs.17, 336 nucleotides long. RefSeq lists its product as uncharacterized. The coding region runs from base 1 to 336 and encodes 111 amino acids. The record is from RefSeq and is a predicted model, not a curated record. The transcript is spliced from 2 exons. NCBI's taxonomy places the organism in Eukaryota, Fungi, Ascomycota, Sordariomycetes, Glomerellales, Plectosphaerellaceae.
AUGCGCCGUCCUUCCGUGACGAAGCCAUCGAUCGUAUUCGAGGUGUUGUUCCACACGAAGCGGGGACGGCCGGCCAAGUCCUGCCAGGGUGUCUUGCACCCUGUGUCGCACGAAAAGCCAAGGCGUAGAAGAGCGGCGGCGAAAAGCGAAGUAAGGAACCGAGUCGUCCAAUCGCAGGGUGUCGGCGUAGGCGAUGGCGCCGAGAAACUAGCCUCAAGCCCGUUACAAGGGCAGGCGGCAGGAGACGUCAGCCGGGCGGCUUGCUCAGCGCGAGCACUGGGAACGCUCACUGGGCUUUGGGCGUGCGAGGCCAGUCAGGCGGGUGAACCACAGUGA